Prosopis cineraria is the source of this 2371-nucleotide messenger RNA. Its product is annotated as transcription factor bHLH112-like. Gene Ontology annotation, cellular component: nucleus. The transcript is spliced from 7 exons. Gene Ontology annotation, molecular function: DNA-binding transcription factor activity, RNA polymerase II-specific; RNA polymerase II cis-regulatory region sequence-specific DNA binding; protein dimerization activity. The record is from RefSeq and is a predicted model, not a curated record. The coding region runs from base 195 to 1655 and encodes 486 amino acids. Gene Ontology annotation, biological process: regulation of transcription by RNA polymerase II. NCBI's taxonomy places the organism in Eukaryota, Viridiplantae, Streptophyta, Magnoliopsida, Fabales, Fabaceae.
AAUCAUCUCCCCUGUAAUGUCAAUCGGAUUCUGGUAAUCCCCUCUAUCGUCCGUACCCUUUGAACCGUUUCACAUAUAUAAAAUCUCUCUCUCAACACAGAAACUCGUUUAUAUAUAUAAGCACUCAAACACCCCCCCCAAGCCAGGAUCAAAUCUCAGAAGAUUAAUAGAGAGUUCUAAUAUAUAUAUCGGAGAUGGGUGAGGAGUUUCAAGCUGGGAUUUGUGGUGGGAAUAAUUACUGGUGGAUGAACAACAACAUGAUGAUGAUGAACCCAACAACAACACAAAGUGUUUUCCCUUUGACGAUGAUGAGUUCAUCUCCGUGUUCUGUACUUACAGGUAACAACGAUCUUUCAGGAGGAGGGAUGAUCGGCUACAGCACAUGGCAGACUGAUACGGUGGACCUGAUCAAGGCUCCGACGAGGACGACGACGACAGAGACGGCCACGGCGACCGUGGCGAACUCUGGUUCUGAUAUCUCUCCGGGGUUUCUAGAUGCGACGACGACGACGAAGCCACAGCUUCAUCAGAAUCAUCAUCAUCAUCAUCAGACUGGUGAAGCUGAUAUUGCAGACAAUCAUCAUCAUAAUGGUUCCAUCUUGAUGGAUUCGACCUUCGAAAUGAUGGGUUUUGGUCUCUCUUCGAAUUGGAAUCAUUCUCUCUUUGGUAAUUCUUCAUCACAUGCCCAAGAUCAGAAGAGAGAUCAAAUCUCCAUGAAGAAUCAAGAUUUAUGUGGUGGUGGUAAUUUCUCAGUUGGGUCUGUGCCAGUUUCUCCCUCGUCGUCACCAUUUGGAUGCCUUUCUAAUAAUAAUAAUAAUUCCUCAAGUUCGACGUUGAUUCGGAGUCUUUAUGAUAUUCCUCAUCAUCAACCACAAGUAGCACAGCCACUUUUCACCAACCCAAUACCACCAUCUUCCAUGGCCUAUUCUUCAAGUACAGCGAAUAUUGGCUCAAUAUCUAAUUCCACUGAGUUGAUCCCUUCACCAACAACUACAAAUACUACCACUUCUUCGUCUUCGUCUUCGUCUUCUUCUUCAUGGCCCAGACCCUCUAAUAAUAAUAAUAAUAAUAAUUCCUUCUUGAAGCCUACUGGUGGCUUGCACUUUUCUAACAGUACUGCUUUCUGGAAUGCUGCUGCUGAAACACCACAUGUUUUUGCUCCUUCUUUAAUAACUGAGAAACCCAAUUUCACAAACUCUCUCAUACCCAAGCCCAAGAGAGAAGAAGCUUUGGACUCAUCCGGGAAGAACUCGUGUGAACCUGCAAUCAAGAAGCAAAGAAUUGAAACGCCUUCACCAUUACCCACUUUUAAGGUUCGGAAAGAGAAGCUAGGGGACCGAGUCACUGCUCUUCAGCAAUUGGUGUCGCCUUUCGGAAAGACUGAUACAGCAUCUGUUCUUCACGAAGCCAUCGAGUACAUCAAGUUCCUGCAUGAUCAAGUCAGUGUUUUGAGCACUCCUUACAUGAAAAAUGGAGUUCCCAUCCAACACUUCCAACAGGGUUGUGAUGUGAAGGAAUCAUCAAAAGGGCCAAAACAAGACUUGAAAAGCAGAGGGCUGUGUUUGGUUCCGAUUUCAAGCACAUUCCCAGUCACAAACGAAACCCAUGUGGAUUUCUGGACGCCAUCAUUUGCAGGGACACUCAUCAGUAGAUAGAUAAUCUUAUUUAUACCAAAAAGAGGAAAAUUUUAUGAAGAAGUGACAGACUUAGACUUAUUAUUAUUAUUAUUUUCAUGAUCCAGGUUGAGUAUUUUCACUAUUAAAUUCCAUUCAUAAUCAUAGAUUAAGUGGUUCAAUAGUCCAAAUACUCACCCUUAAAUUAACUAUUUAUAUCUAUAGUCUGUCAUCUUUUCAUAAAAUUACCCGUUAGGGGAAAAAAAAGAAAAAGAAAAAGAAAAGUGAAUGCCAAACAUGUAGAAGGAGACUGAAGAGAAAAAGCUGAAGAGAACAAAAGGAAAAGCAGAGAGAAAAAAGGAAAGAAAAGGAAGUGACCCUUCAAAACAUGGACAGAAAAUGCUGGGCCAGGUACAAGCAUUUAUCAGAAUGAUGUGGGGCUGCCAAAUGAUUAAUUCGUGACCAUAUAUUAUAUAUAUAUAUAUAUUAUAUGCAGCUUGCUCGUUAGGUGCUUUAUGAAUAACACAAAAAGGAUUCAUUAGCUACUACUAGUAAUUUAUUUAAGUGCAAAAGGGGCGGGAACAAGUGUUAAAUUCAGCUUGAUUUUUCUUUAGUGGUUAGAUUAUAAUGUAGACAAUUUGAUAUUUUUUGUUGUUGAAGUACUGUUUCGUUAGAGAGAUUAUAUGUGUAAUCCAAUUAGCUGAAUUUAGCAGAUGGGGCUGAUGCCUUUUGUUCAUGUUUAAUCAGCAUUUUAUAUA